This is a messenger RNA of Bipolaris oryzae ATCC 44560, 1392 nucleotides long. RefSeq lists its product as uncharacterized. The transcript is spliced from 5 exons. Gene Ontology annotation, molecular function: pantothenate transmembrane transporter activity. Bases 1 to 1392 code for a protein of 463 amino acids. Lineage: Eukaryota; Fungi; Ascomycota; Dothideomycetes; Pleosporales; Pleosporaceae. Gene Ontology annotation, biological process: pantothenate import across plasma membrane. The record is from RefSeq and is a predicted model, not a curated record. Gene Ontology annotation, cellular component: plasma membrane.
AUGUCGGACUUGGAGAAACGUUUGGUUUGGAAGCUUGAUUGCUUUAUUUUGGUGUAUUGUUGUGCUGCGUAUUUCUUCAAUUAUCUGGAUCGAUCGGCGUUCUCCAAUGCGUAUGUAUCUGGCCUCAAGGAGUCACUGAGCCUGGAGGGCAAUCAGUACAGCAUCUUGCUGUCCAUGUUCACGGCUGGUAGUUGUACCGGUCAGAUACCUCACGCUCUCAUCAUCCAAAAGGUUGCGCCUCGGUUUUGGCUGCCCUUUACACUGAUAGUAUGGUCCGGCUUGACCAUGUGUUCAGCCGCAUGCAAGACGUACACCCAACUUUGCGUUGUCCGCUUUUGGCAGGGCUUCUUCGAAGCAAGUCUUUAUAGCGGUACGAUUUAUAUCCUGGGAUCCUGGUAUAAGCCGUUGGAGAUUGCCAAAAGAACUGCCAUCUUCACGGCGGUUGGACAGAUAGGCAGUAUGUUUGCCGGUGUCAUGAUGACGGCGAUGAAUCAGAGUCUGAAUGGACGAACCUCUCUUGCAGGGUGGCAGUGGGUCUUUAUCAUCAAUGGUGCUAUGGGAAUCCCCUUUGGCAUCUUUGGUCUGUUGUUCUUUCCCAACCUGCCUGAGUCUCCCAACACCCCGUAUCUUAGCAAGGAGGAAAUACAACUGGCACUGAAUCGUCUGCCACCCAAAAGAGAUUGGGGUCACGAUAUCAGCCUCAAGUCACUGGCCAAGCGACUUCUUGCGAAACCAGACAUUUACAUACUAUCCAUGUACUCUAUGAUAGGAUGCGCCCUCGAAGCCAUUGUUCUCCAGGGCCUGUUCUUACUCUGGAUGAAAGCCAACAUCGCGCAGUUUCCCUCGUAUGCGAAGACUACUUAUCCUCUGGGCGUCCAAGCCGUCUCUAUAGUCUCAAACAUUGGAGCUGGCUACAUCAUAGACAUGACUAACCGCCGUAUACCCAUGGUCAUCCUAGCCGGAGUCUUGCAGCUGCUUGUUGCAAUCCUCCUGCUGGUCCCCAAUCUCUCCACCGCUGGUGUGUUGUUCGCGUUCUACCUGGCUGGCACCUCGUACAUUGCGAAUCCAGUCAUGUAUGGAUGGGCGAGUGUCAUUUGCCAGCGGAACGGUGAUGACGCCUCGAGAUCAAUCAUACUUUACAUCAUGAGUAUGGUGCAAUCCAUUCUGUACACCUUUUGGGGCAUUGCCUUCUAUCCUGCGACAGACGCACCGUAUUGGAAGAAGGGUUACAUCACAAUGAUUGUAGUGGUAUUCGCUUUCUUCGGUUCAACAUCAGCUGUGCAAUGGUUGGAUCGAAGGUCAAAAAUCACGGCAAGCAGCGAGGAAGAAGUCGUUUACAUUGAGAGCGAAACAGCUGAUGAUCGGAACAAGAAGGAUCGAGGUCUUGCAUAA